This is a messenger RNA of Uranotaenia lowii, 1457 nucleotides long. RefSeq lists its product as uncharacterized. The coding region runs from base 103 to 864 and encodes 253 amino acids. The record is from RefSeq and is a predicted model, not a curated record. Lineage: Eukaryota; Metazoa; Arthropoda; Insecta; Diptera; Culicidae. The transcript is spliced from 2 exons.
CGCCAAACCUGGCUCACAGAGCUAAUAUGAUGCACAGAAUCAAGCUCUAUAGCUGACGUUACUCGACGGAUCGACUGGUUCGACGAGGAGUGUAGGAGGGUGAUGAACGAAGAUAAUGCCGCGCGGGCGGUUGUAGUGCAAAUAGGCACCCGUCGAAAUGUGGAAAAUCACCGACAGCGGAAGAGGCAGCGAGUCCGAAUUUUCCAGGAGAAAAAGCGCCGCCUAGUGGAGAAGGAGCUCGAGGAGCUGGAGCAUCGUUACCAAGAAACUCGAAAGUUCUAUCAGAAACUCAACGCAUCCCACAAAGGCUUCGUACUGCAAGCCGAAAUGUGCCGGGAUAAGGACGGAGGCAUCUUGACGGACAAUCGUGAGAUGAUCAAAAGGUGGAAUCAGCACUUCGAUGAACACCUGAACGGCGCACAUGCAGGAGAUCAAGACGGUGGGGGAAGGUAUAUUGCCGGCGUAGAUAACGACGCAGAGGAGCCACUCCCAACGAUGAGUGAAGUUAAGGAAGCCAUUCGCCAGCUGAAUAGCAACAAGUCGGCUGGGAAGGAUGGUAUCGCAGCUGAACUCAUCAAAAUGGGCCCGGACAAGUUUUCCGAUUUCCUACACCGGUUGAUGGUCCGGAUCUGGGACAUAGAACAGCUACCGGGCGACAAAUUGGACUGUGCGAACUACCGAACGAUCGCUGUCCUAAAUGUCGCCUACAAAGUGCUGUCCCGAAUCGUGUUUUAUGGAGGGACGGUCAACGACGAACCAGAUCUUCACAUUACGGCAAAUCCUCCAAAAAUGCCGAGAACACCAAGUCCCUACGCACCACCUAUUCAUCGACUACAAAACCGCAUACGACACGAUCGACCGUGACGAGCUAUGGGAAAUCAUAGACGAGAACGGCUUCUCCGGGAAGCUGACCGGACUGAUCAAGGCGACGAUGGAUGGAUGUGUGCGGAUUUCGGGUGAAUUGUCGAGUUCUUCGAAUCAUUCAGGGAGCUUCGAAAAUGUUGUAGUAAGCGGUGAUAACCGAUGACAAUCAUGUUAAAAAAUAAAAUUUGUUAUUCUAUUCCUAACCAUCAAACGAACAAGUCGUUUUAAUUACAAAAGGUUAUGGGCCCAGUUCUCUCUGCCUUGAAGUUGAGUACAUGGCGUUAUCUGGAGCGGUACAGGAAGCAACCUGGUGGAAAGGUCUUACUGGUCAAUUCGAAGAAAGUGGUCCCCUGGUUAUUCGAUGUGACAAUCAGAGCACGAUUGCCUUUGCUCGGAAUGGCGCAACAAACUCCCGUACCAAGCACAUCGAUUUGCGUCAUCACUUUAUUCGAGAUCUUCUGGAUAGGCGAGUUGUGGAGAUCGAACAUGUGGCAUCCGACGAUCAAGUGGCAGAUGGUCUUACGAAGCCGUUACCCCGAAUGAAGCUGGAGAAGGACCGAGAAGCUAUGGGUGUCAUCGCUUAAGGAGGAGUG